Molecule: messenger RNA, 3458 nt
Organism: Trichomycterus rosablanca
Lineage: Eukaryota; Metazoa; Chordata; Actinopteri; Siluriformes; Trichomycteridae
Product: NACHT, LRR and PYD domains-containing protein 3-like
Exons: 13
Coding region: 315-3458 (1047 amino acids)
Biological process (GO): intracellular signal transduction
Molecular function (GO): protein binding
Source: RefSeq, a predicted model, not a curated record
GUGCGUGCGUGCGUGUGUGUGUGUGCGCGUGUGUGUGUGUGUGUGUGUGUGUGUGUGCGUGCGUGCGUGCGUGUGAGAGAGAGAGCUUGUGCAGUGUAGAAUUCUACCGUAAUUCUACCAUAAUUCUAAUAUAAUUCUAAUAUAUUGAAUCUUUUUAGCUGCAGAGUUUUUAUUCGGUUCUUGUUGAAUGAGAUGUGAGAGAUUUAUGAUCGGAUGUUGGAUGGAAGGAGGCUGCAGCUUUCAGAGGAGAAUAAAAAGGAUGAGUCUGAUGAGUUGUUUACUGGGUGACUGAAAGUUUUGGUUUUUCUAAAACAAUGUCGUCAGAGGAGUGUGAGAAGCUCCAGAUCUCUAAAAUGAGUCUCCAGGAGGAACAGUGUGAUAUUCAGAGUGAAGGUGAAGACAGACCCCCCUCUCCAGCACCCAGUGGUGUAUCCAUGAAGAGUGACCGGUCAAUGGACCCACCUAAAAACUUUAAUAUUGAAAGAACAUCUCAGAGAAGUGAGGGUGAAGACAGACCCCCCUCUCCAGUACCCAGUGGUGUAUCCAUGAAGAGUGACCGGUCAAUGGACCCACCAAAAAACUUUAAUGAUGGAAGAACAUCUCAGAGAAGCACAGAUCAUCUCAACCAAAAACCUGCUAACAAGCUACAGAAGAAGAUCACAGACUUCAUCAGCGUCUUUGAUGAAGUGGAAAAGAAGAUCGUGGGGUUUGUAAAGAAGGAACUGGAAAUGUUUAAAAAUCUUUUGAAAGAAGAAAACACAAACUAUAACGAGGAAAUGAAGGAUGAGAAGAUGUUCAGUCUGAGAGACUCUGCUCUUAAUAUGAUAUUUCAUUUUCUGAAGAUGAUGGAACGUGAUGAUAUCGCUGAUGCUCUUCAGAAUGUGCUGAUUGGGUUUGAACAGCAUAAAGUAAAACUGAUACUGAGAAAGAAGUGUCAGCACGUGUGGGAAGGAAUUUCAAAACAAGGAGAGUCCACCAUUUUAAAUCAGAUCUACACGGAUCUCUACAUCACUGAAGGUGGAGCUGGAACUAUAAACCAGGAGCACGAGGUGAGACAAAUCCAAAAGCAGAAAACCAGCGUAACAAAACAAAAAACUUUAAUGCAGCACGAGCAACAAAUUGACUGCAAAAACAUGUUUGAACCACUGCCUGGACAAGACAAGGUAAUCAGAACGGUGCUGACACAGGGCGUGGCCGGCAUUGGAAAAUCCAUCUGUGUGCAGAAGUUUGUUCUUGACUGGGCUACAGAUAAAAAAUAUCAGAACAUCAAAUUAUUGUUUCCUCUGCCUUUCAGAGAACUAAACGUAAAGAAAGAAAAGCGCAGUCUAAUGGACGUCAUCUCUGAGUUUUUCCCUGAAACUAAAGGACUGAGGUUCACAGACAGGUAUAAAGUCAUGUUCAUCUUUGAUGGACUUGAUGAAUGUCGACUCCCUUUGGCAUUCCAGAAAAAUGAAAGAUUGACAGACGCAUCGAUGCCAGCCACACUGGACGUUAUACUAACCAGCCUCAUCAAAGGAGACCUGCUUCCCUCAGCUCUGAUCUGGAUAACCACUCGACCUGCUGCAGCUGCUAGGAUCCCUGCUGAAUGUGUGGACCGGGUAACGGAGGUCCGGGGCUUCAAUGGUCAACAGAAGGAGGAGUACUUCAGAAAAAGAAUCAGUGAUGAGAGCCUCGCCAACAAAGUCAUCAAACACAUUAAAGCAUCUCGGAGUCUCUACAUCAUGUGUCACAUUCCUGUCUUCUGCUGGAUUUCAGCCUCAGUUCUGGAGAAGAUUUUGAAGGAAACAGAAGAUGAAGAGACACCGAAGACGCUGACUGAGAUGUACACCUGCUUUCUGAUCUUCCAGACCAUCCAGGGGAACCUGAAAUAUACAGGAAAAAACUCCUCAGAUAUUCCAUGGGAUAAAGACGCCAUACUGGCACUGGGAAAGCUGGCAUUUUAUAACCUGGACAAAAGCAACCUGAUUUUUUAUGCAGAAGAUCUAGAAGAGUGUGGAAUUGAUGUCAGUAAAAUCUCUGCAUACUCUGGCCUGUGCACUCAGGAAACUAGCAGGUUUCACGUCACAGUUUUCAGCUUUGUGCAUCUGAGCAUUCAGGAGUUUAUCGCCUCUUUAUAUGCAUACAUGCUUCUCAGAAAUGAAAAUGUGAAUGUUUUUAACCAAGAGUCGACAUCAUCAGAGAACUCUGAGGAGAAAACUAUGGAACUGCUCAGGAUUGCAGUGGACAAAGCUUUGGAGAGCAACAGUGGACACCUUGAUCUUUUCCUUCGGUUCCUUCUGGGUCUCACAGUUGACUAUAAUCAGAAACUCAUCCGAGGUCUGUUGAAGUCCAGUGGAAGAAGCUCUGACUGCCAGAAAGAGAUUGCUCAGUACAUCAAGAAGAAGUUUGAUGAAAACCCAUCUCCAGAGAGAUCCAUCAACCUGUUCUACUGUCUGAAUGAGUUAAACGAUGAUACUUUAGUAAAAGAGAUCCAAAACCACUUGAGCUCAGGUCGUUUGUCUGAAGCUGAACUCUCACCUGCACAGUGGUCUGCUCUGGUCUUUGUGUUGCUGACAUCAGAGGAAGAUCUGGAUGUUUUUGACCUACAGAAGUUUAUAAGAUCAGAUGAAUGCUUUAGGAGGCUGCUGCCAGUUGUCAAGGAAUCUAAAAGAGCUCUACUCAGUAGUUGUAACCUGACAGACAGAAGCUGCUCAGCUUUACUCACGAUUCUUAAUUCUGAAUCCAACCUGACCGAGGUGGAUCUGAGCAACAACAACCUGCAGGAUUCAGGAGUAGAGCUGAUUUCUGCUGGACUGAAGAAUCAGAACUGUAAACUAAAUAUACUGAGACUCAGUAGUUGUAACCUGACAGACAGAAGCUGCUCAGCUUUACUCACGAUUCUUAAUUCUAAAUCCAACCUGACCGAGGUGGAUCUGAGCAACAACAACCUGCAGGAUUCAGGAGUAGAGCUGAUAUCUGCUGGACUGAAGAAUCAGAACUGUAAACUAAAUAUACUGAGAUUAUCAGAUUGUGGUGUAAGAGAGGAAGGUUAUGCUGCUCUGACAGAAGCUCUGAAAUCAAACCCAUCAUCAGAGCUGAUGGAGCUGGAUCUCAGAGGGAACGAUCCUGGAGAUUCACGAGUAAAACCACUGUAUGAGUUACUAGAUCAUCCAGAACAUGAGCUGAAGACACUGAGGUUGUUGGGUGCUGCUGCAGAAGAAGCUUUUAAUGAUCUGAAGAAGGUUGUGAGUAUAAACCUGUUAGUAGAGAGAGAGCUGGAUCUGAGUCAGAAGAUACAUGGAGAUUCAGGAGUGAAGAAGCUCUCAGAGCUACUGAAGGAUCCACACUGCAGACCCACCACACUCAGCUUGAGGAACUGCAGCAUUACAGAUAAAAGUUGUACUGAUCUGAAAUCAGCUCUUGAUGUAAAUCCAUCACACCUGAAAGAUCUGGAUCUGAAUUAUCAGAUUGUGGUGUAA